AUCUGUUAAAUAAACAGACACUCAAAACAAUAGAAUUUUUAAGAAUAACAUCUGGGAAGGGACUUACCUUGUAUUGAUAAAUUCUGGAAUAGGAGACGCAUGAAAAUUUUCUCACAGAGAGCUGGCAAAGGUGCUGUGUGCAUAGUAAACUGGCAACAAAAAACCGUAAAACAUGGGUUUAAAGGAAGAUCUCCAACGCAUUGGCGAAGGUGAGAAACAAAUGAGAGAGAUAUAUCAGAAGUUGGUGCAAGCAAUUUCACGGUGCGAAGAAAACAAGGCAAGGCUUGGGAGCAAGGACUUUUACGACAAAAUGGGUGAUUUCUUUUAUUCGGGAAAUAAAGACAGACUAAAGGCGUUCGAAAAAUCCAUCGGAGAGUUAAUUGAUUUAUUUAAACAAUCAAAAGAUUUCGCAAAUGAAAAUCAAACAACUCUAGGCUGCGUCAAAAACCUGGUCAUGACAUUUGAAGAAUUGAGUCACAUGUUUAGUGAAAUGAUUCCAAACAUCGAACUGCGAAUAGCAAUGCCUGACCUUUUCGAAAAAUCAAGCACUCCUCCGUUGGUGUUUAUGAUCGGAACUUUUGUGGGAAUUAUAGGCGCAGCCAUUUUAGUCAUAACUGGAGUUUUAACCGGUCUGGGUGCAAUCGCUGCAUUUGCGAUAUUAGAAGGCAUUCUGAUGAUCAUAACAGGUAUAAUGCGAGGUUAUGAACGAAAAAAAGGCUUCGAAGAUGGAAAAGAAGCAUACGACAAAAACAAGAAAAAGAUGUACGACGAGUUAUACACACCGUUGAAAGAAUUAUCCCGACAGUUAAAUCAGUGGUUUAGCGCUGUCGCGACCGAGUUAAAAGGGGCUGGAUUGGAGGACAUUAACGUUGACGAUAAACCAGCGUUAGUUCAUGUUCUUCAACAAUAUGCUGAGAAAGUAAGAGAUUUUAAGAAUUCUUACACUUUUGUUGUCCGUCUUGUAAAAAACGCGCAUAUGGAUAUCAAUGAAGCAAUGGAUAACUUGGAAAUUAAAGCCGAAAAUCGAAAAUGCUUGAAGUUAUGGUAUUACUACGUUGAAUGCAAGGAAAAGAUCGACGAUAUUGCAAAGUCUGUCGGAUUAACGGAAAAAGAAAAGUGUGAGUAUACCGUCUUACUGAUGCUUAAAGAUGGCAAAUCGUCAGCAGCUAUUGCCAAAGCAACAGGAAUCGCCGAAAAAAUAAUCGAGGAGAAGCGAAUAAAAAUUCAAAGUAUAUCAGAAGGCGGAUAAAUCAUUUUUAAGGGAACUAAAGUGUUAUUGUGCAACCUUGAUGCCUUUAUGAGCUUACUUUUAUAUCCUACUGCAUUUUUCACUAACCUUGCUUAAUUUAUAUAUGGGCAUGAAAUCUUGUUUCGCUGAAAAAAAGAUUUUUGUAUUAUCGCGGCAACAAUUCCUGAUAUGUAUCUUUGUCUUCCUAUAAACGACACAACAUUGUCAUAAUUUUGUUCUGUAAAAACCAUUGUGGUCCAAGAGUUUCUUUGAAAAUAGUAUGAAAUUAUGUAAACAACAGCAAUAUAUUCUAACAACAUACUUUGUGUGUCUCCGCUCUUUCCCAUUUUAUUGGACCUCUUAGGUCUUUUAAAGUAGUUUGCACAAGAAAUUAAUAAAUAGAAGUAGUUGGGGUCUCUUCGUGAGAAUCGAGGCAGCUAGGAACGAAUUCUAUUCCCUAAAGAGCCCAUUGUAUUAAACACUCAAGAUUAAUUAAAAUUAACGUGUUUCAAGCGUGUGGUGGUUGGGACCAGUAAUUAUAGAAAAUACUUUCAUUCAUACAUCUAAAUAAGUUAUGAACCUCCAAGCAACGUGAUUCUUUAUUUGUGUCCUGUCCUUUUGUAGUUGUUGUCUUUUCUCAUUUAGGAUUCGAUUUCUACUUGCUUUUACAAUAUUAUUUUGCUAUAUUUUAAAACGAUGUUUGUUUUUCGUUUCUUUGUUUGUUAUCCAAUCAAUUGUUAUUUUUUAUUUCUUUCAUUUUUAACAGAGGAAUGUAACCAGCUAUUCAUUUUGUAGCUACCUUUUUAUACUUUCGUCUUUCCCAACAUGGUCUUCAUGUUUAGGAUUAAAAAUGUUCUCAAAAUACUUAGGUUUAAUUAUAAUAAAAAUAGUUUGUAUUGUG
This is a messenger RNA of Hydractinia symbiolongicarpus, 2129 nucleotides long. RefSeq lists its product as uncharacterized. The record is from RefSeq and is a predicted model, not a curated record. Lineage: Eukaryota; Metazoa; Cnidaria; Hydrozoa; Anthoathecata; Hydractiniidae. The transcript has 2 exons. The coding region runs from base 173 to 1249 and encodes 358 amino acids.